This is a messenger RNA of Peronospora matthiolae, 318 nucleotides long. Lineage: Eukaryota; Oomycota; Peronosporomycetes; Peronosporales; Peronosporaceae. The record is from the annotation of a GenBank genome assembly.
AUGGAGGACAGACUGUGUGCUUUUCCCAGAGAGGAGCUGAUCCUCGCGACGACCUUAAGCCACAACGAAACUGUCUUGGAGCGCAACAUGUUUCCGUACGAGACGCCCGAGGGAGUCGAGCACUGGACACUAUGGAGUUGUCAUGAACUGAAUGAUACCGAGAUCGAGGAGUUUGUAUGCAGCUGGCUGAAGGGGAAUGCUCCACAAGUGGAGGAGUGGAACUACGAUGAAAACUCGUCGCGGUCGAUCGAUCUCUUCCACGUGCACGUGUACUUUGCAUGCGGCAGAGGCGAGAUGAAGCCGUUCAUGUUGACGUAG